Molecule: messenger RNA, 2675 nt
Organism: Prorocentrum cordatum
Lineage: Eukaryota; Dinophyceae; Prorocentrales; Prorocentraceae
Source: the annotation of a GenBank genome assembly
AUGGACCGUGGCCUCCCUUGCAGCAGCAAGAUUUGCGCUCAGCGGGAUCAGGAGCGUAGGUUGGAAUCGCACGUCCACAGGCUGCGCAAAAUAAAACCGAGUGUUGACACAUCGUUGCCCAGGACUCUCCGGUUGACGCACGUGCAUGGCAAUCUUAAGAAAGAGCAGAUGCAAGAGGAACGGUACACAGAAAUCGACCGCGAGAAUCGCAUCUUGCUGCAAAAGAUGGCCAACAUCAUGAAGCAACCGCUGUCCAAUAGUGGGCCUACGACGCCUCGCGAACCGCGAAGCCUGUCAGCGGUGCCCCCCCGCAGCCUCAACAGUAACGCACGCAAGAAGGAACUCCUGCGCAUCACAAAAGAGAACCAGAUGAUUCUGAAGCGGAUCCAGCAGGCGCAGCCCGUCUACAACCACGUCGAGUGGGAGGGAUUGAACCGCCGAAACCUUGCGUACUUGAAGAAUAGCGCGGAGUACCCGCUGGUGCUGCGCUCUGCACGCGGAGGCAGGACAGCGGAGCUGACGCGGCUGGACGGGAUUGACCAGGGAGGCACGAUGAGCGCCAGGAGCGCACCGCUGCCAGAGUCGUCGGCGAGGCGAGCACCUGGCCGUGCCGACGGCACAAGCAGACUGGUGCUGAGCGGGAAGAUGGUCCUCGACGUCGAGGGGGCUGGCGCCGCCUCCGGCCAGACCACGUUCCUCGUGAAAAUGUUGACGGACGGGCGCUCGCUGCGGAUCUCGGUUCUCGACGAGGACUCGCAGGUCGCCUUGGACCUCGCUGUGAGCGAGACGAGCCACCGCAAGCUCCUCAGUGAGGCCAACGGGGACUACUCCCGCAUCGCCCAGAGCCUGCAGGUGCUCGGCGGCCGGCUGGUGCUGGACGCGCCCGCGGCCGUGCAGCCGGUGCUAGCGCAACAGCCGCUGGUGCAGCAGCAGCCGCUGCCGCAACGGGCAUGGCAGCCGGCGGAGGAGCUGGAGGAGACCCCGAGCCAAGUGGAGCCAGAGGUGGUGGCCACAGCGCCGAAGGCGAAGACUCCAACGCCGCCGCCGUCUAGGCCAGCAUCCAGGGGCAGUGGCCCAGUGGCGGUGCCCAGCUCGCGUCGGUCGAGCGGGCAAUCACAGACGAGGCCUGCGUUGAUCUCGGCGGCCAAGCAACAGGAUGAUGACGAAUUGGACGCCGCUGGCAUGUGCAGAGCAAAGUCGAAGACUCCAACGCCACCGCCGUCCAGGCCAUCGUCCAGGACGCCGACGGAGGAGAUGGAGGAGACUUCGAGCCAGGCGGAGGCCGCCGCCGCGGCCACGAGGAUCCAAAGCAUGCACCGCGGCAAGGUUGCGCGCAUGCAUUGCGACAAGUGGCGCAGCGGCAGGCCGAGCGCCAGUCGCACGCUGCGGCCGACAGGGAAGCGGCAGCCGUUCGGGCGGAGCUGGCGAGGCAGGAGGACGCAGCGGCGAUCAGGAUCCAGAGCAUCCACCGCGGCAAGGCCGCCCGGAGGCGCGCCGCCGAGGAGGCGCAGAAGCGCGCAGCCCCCGCGGAGGCAGCGCCGGCGGAGGCCGCCGCCGCGGCCACGAGGAUCCAAAGCAUGCACCGCGGCAAGGUUGCGCGGCGACAAGUGGCGCAGCGGCAGGCCGAGCGCCAGUCGCACGCUGCGGCCGACAGGGAAGCGGCAGCCGUUCGGGCGGAGCUGGCGAGGCAGGAGGACGCAGCGGCGAUCAGGAUCCAGAGCAUCCACCGCGGCAAGGCCGCCCGGAGGCGCGCCGCCGAGGAGGCGCAGAAGCGCGCAGCCCCCGCGGAGGCAGCGCCGGCGGAGGCCGCCGCCGCGGCCACGAGGAUCCAAAGCAUGCACCGCGGCAAGGUUGCGCGGCGACAAGUGGCGCAGCGGCAUGCCGAGCGCCAGUCUCAGGCGCUGGCGGAGACGCCUGAAGCGAAGACGCCGACGCCGCCGCCGUUCAGGAACAGCCGCUCUGCGAGGCCCAACUCGCGUCUUUCGGGUCGCCGCUCACAGACGAGGCCUACAUCGAGCCUCUCGACGGCCACGCAGGAGGACGACGAGUUGGAUGCUGGCCCAUGUAGAGGGUCGGUGUUACAGACGCUGGUGACCCGCCGUGGCCUGCACGCAGAGGUAAACAUCACGUACGACCCACCGGAAACCGACGAGUGCGCCGACGUGAAGGUCCUUCUUCGUGGUACGACGCCAUCCCCGGACAUCCUGUUGGGGCGCGCCUGAGGGCGGCUCCCGAGCAGGUCCGUUGUUUGACCGAUGUCUGAUCGGCCACGGUUUUUCCCCAGGCUCUGCCUGCUCUGUCCGAAUGUCGUCGCAUGCUCCUCUUCCAUUCCAGACCUCGGGCGUCGUGGCUUUUCUUCCCGAUGUGGGCCACUGGAGCACUCGACCACAUCACCAGGACCGGUCUUCCGUCGCAGGUCGUCCUUGGGUGGCCCUGAGGCCCGAGAGCGGCCCGUGCGCGCAGAGGCUGCCAAAAGAAGAUGCACGACUGCUUUUGCCAGGCGAAGCCCGAGGACUGGGUCCCUGAGAGGAUCCCCUCCGAGAGGGUCCCCUAUCGCAGAGGAUCCUUCAGGUAGUUAUGCACUAGGCUGCCUGCCACUCCUGGCAACCUUGACGCACCGAUCCGAUCCUUCGGCUCCACGCCCGUUCUUCUGCUUGCCUCGCCCUUCCUUGCAG